AGUUGUAGUCGACAACCUACGUCAAGAGAGACUUGAAAACAAUUUCUGGUGUUCAUGCAGUGGGGACUGUGCACCAAUGCCCAUCGUCCGCGAGUGUGUGUGCUGCAAAGAGAUCGCAGAGGUUGUCCAGAAGAUGGAUUCUUUCAACGGUGGUGAACUUGAUUGCAUCACAAACCAUCCAGGAUUUGAGGGGGUUUGUCUCAACCCCUGGGUCCUGGAGACGGCCUAUUACCACUACCGGCAGCAGUAUGGAGGAGGAGGAGGUCGCAAUGAUGCGACAGAGAAUGAGAAGAACCAUCAUGUGGCUUAUCGUCAACUUGCCCGCUGGUGCUGGGGUUUCCUGGGACGAGCAGUAAGGGUCCCCCUUCCAUCGUGCGCCGUGAGAGUGAUCAGGGAUACCUUCCCAUCAGAAGUCUACCGUGGCUUCCAGGAGCUAUGA
Molecule: messenger RNA, 439 nt
Organism: Lytechinus pictus (painted urchin)
Lineage: Eukaryota; Metazoa; Echinodermata; Echinoidea; Temnopleuroida; Toxopneustidae
Exons: 3
Coding region: 77-439 (120 amino acids)
Source: RefSeq, a predicted model, not a curated record